AUGAGGCUAGCAACGGUCUCUAACCCAGCUAGACUGAAUUGCUCUCCAAGGCACCUCCGAACCCUCUCUACACCAUGUGCCCUCAAACAUGUCCACGGUGACAAGACCGACCCGCGUUUCUCCAGCCUGGGACAACUAAUCGAGGACAAAUUCGCGAAUAUACAAGAAGACUACCAAUGUCCCAAAAAUGCCAUUGUCCUGGCCCAUGGUUUGUUAGGGUUCGCCGAACUCAAACUGGCGGGUUCCUUCCUCCCGCCCAUUGAGUAUUGGCAUGGGAUCAAGGAUGCCUUGACCAUGAAAGGGAUCAAGGUGAUUACGACGACGGUGCCGCCUUAUGCAUCGAUUGAGAAUCGGGCAAGGGCUUUGGUGGAGGAUAUUGCGGCUGAGGCGAAGGGGUGUGAUGUUAAUAUCAUUGCGCAUAGCAUGGGGUGA
Molecule: messenger RNA, 432 nt
Organism: Talaromyces marneffei
Lineage: Eukaryota; Fungi; Ascomycota; Eurotiomycetes; Eurotiales; Trichocomaceae
Exons: 4
Coding region: 1-432 (143 amino acids)
Source: RefSeq, a predicted model, not a curated record